Molecule: messenger RNA, 4543 nt
Organism: Glossina fuscipes
Lineage: Eukaryota; Metazoa; Arthropoda; Insecta; Diptera; Glossinidae
Exons: 3
Coding region: 2197-4326 (709 amino acids)
Cellular component (GO): extracellular matrix
Molecular function (GO): protein binding
Source: RefSeq, a predicted model, not a curated record
AUUCAGAUAAUUCGAUGUUUUCUUUUUUUUAUUUGUGGAAAUUAAAAAAAAAUUCCAUCGAAAAUGAACGGACUUAAACCGAACACUUAUGUUCUAGACCGAAUCUUCUAAAAUCGCCAGGUGAUUAGUAAAAACUACAUGUCUCAGCACAAAUAGAAUCCGUUCCAUUACGAACGAGAAGGCUCCUUUCUGCGUCAGAGCCCACUCUAGGGCUGCGCAUUGCUCUUUCAAUUUAGCUUUUACACUAUUGUCUUGCUAGUUUCUUCAAAGGUAUACUCGUAUACUCGUGAAACACAGAGGAUGGAUCGUAUGAAAUCAGAUUGUAAUGAGACGACAUGACAAAAUGACAAUAAUAUUUUCUAAAAUACAUUAUUAUGGCAAACACUUAUCCAUAAAGAAAAAAUGUUAUGAGAAAAUUCAACAAGGAGAGAUGGACGGAUCCUGAUGUAUAUUUUCAUGCAUGAAAGGUAGCAAUGAAUUCUUUAGAAAUUUGGAUUACAAUAGCAUAAGAAUUUUUACUCCGCAAUCAUACGCGUACGUUUCCACGUUUUAGCCUCGUGUCUCAAUUUCAACAUUUUUCUUAUGAAUAGAUUUAGAUAUACGAUUUUAAAAAUUAUAUAUCUCCGUGAUUGAUUAUACGGAUUUAAUGUUUCCUGCACACAUACUUACUUAUUAAUAAAAGUGAAAGAUCAGUUAAAUGUUAGGUUAGGUUCAUUAUAUGAAUAAUGAAGAGAAUAAUAGUUCCGGUGUAAUACACCGGUGCUUAUGUAAAUAAAAAAUUUAAUGAAGUAAAAUUGACACAUUGCUGUUUUGUCAAUUUUUCACAUGCCUACUAUAUCUAUCAUAUUUUCCUUUUUUUUUUCCAACUAGCACAGAUUUGACCUUAGCCUAUGUUUAAAGGUUUCUUGAUUUAAAAGUAUAUAGCAAUUUUCUAAUAUAUUUUAUCUCAAACACUGAUAGACAGAGUGUACGAUAAAAUUAUUCUUUCCCAGACGUAUAGAUUAGCGACUAAAUAAUACACUAAUUCGCCUGAGUGGCCGGCUAAUAAUUCAAUGGUCACGGAUUCAAAUCUCAAAUGCGGUAGAGUUUUCAAAUAAAGCCGAUAAUCUUAGAUGCUUAAAGUCCUAUUAAGACUUUCUUAGUCUUCGAAUUUCUUUAUAAAAGUCCACUAAUCGCAAAAACUAAAAUGGAAAUCUGUUAGAGAUAUUGACUUGAAACUUAGUACUUACAGUAACCAGGAUCAACUAUAAAUUAAUUGUAAAAGUGUACAUGAUUUACUAGGAGACGUGCUUAUAUCAAAAUGAAUUUAGAAAAAUUCAGAAUAAAAAUGUUAAUAAUCAGUUGACCAGCGCAACGCAACGUCUUUAAUUAACAAAAGUUGGACUUUUUAUGCAUUCGAUUAAAAUAUGCUGCCUCUUAUCAAACGUUCAGUACCUUUUUUACUUGUUUCCUCUAAUUAUAUAAUGUACAAUGAUUUUUCUAUUGAAAUGGAAAAGAAAUUGUUUUAAAUUUUUUUUGCUUAUCCUGUUUUUCGUCCAAGAAUAAUCUAAAAGAUUUCACCUUUUAAACUGAAUGGAGGGCACUAUUAUUGGAAUUUACCCGCUUCUCAACCCAAUUGCAGAAAAGAAAAAACAAUUUUUUUAUUUUUCUUUUAUUUUUUUUUCAAAUAUUCUCUUAAUUAAAAAUUUUUCAACGAUAAACAAGAAACGAACGCUUUUAAAAAGAAGUAUCGUUAUCGCAAAAAUUACAUAAAUUGAGUUCGUUCUCUUUGCAACAACAUCAACAUCAACAAUGUGCAGUUAGCAUACAAUGAUUACGCGGAAAUCUUACAACUUUAUAAGGAAUACCACGCGACACAUACAAACGGACUUUUGACAUAUAGAUGUGUAUGCAUAAGCAUUUUAAUACAAUAUAAUAUUUUCCUUUUUAUUUAUUAAUAAUAUUCUUAUAAUUUCCGUACGCAUUCUUCAUGCAUAACGCAAACAGCAGCAGCAAAUUUCUAUAGCACAUCAGCUAAAUAAAAGAAAUCACCGACUACAAGAACAGCAGCAACAACAAGAACAACAACAACAACAACAACAACAAGAAUUUAAAAACAAUCGUUACAAACGUAAGCAGCAACGGCACCAGCAGCACGAUUAUGAUGACAUAACACAUGAUGAUCAAUACAAUCGUAUUGAUGAUGCCUUUAAAGAUAUGGUAGCGGAAAUGGAUGAAGAAAAUGACCAGAUGGAAUCGGAUCUAUCGCAGCCGCUGAUGGUAGAGAUUGAUAUAAAUAAAUGUCCGCAGGGUUGCGUAUGUCAAUACGCUCACUUUAGGGAUUUGCCGAUAUCACGUUGGAUCAACUAUAUGAAUCAGAAAAGAGAAUCGGUCAGAUCCGCUGACGAAGACAGCUUAAGUGCCGAUGACUUAUUAGAUGAAAACGAAUCAUCUUAUGGAGCAGAUUUAAGCGAUCAUUUGAAUCCAUUUAUUAAACAGUCAACAUGUAUUAUACAGGAUCAUACAGAUUUGGAAAGUUUAGUGAAAGCUUUGCCCCACGAUAUAAGAGCCUUAAUUUUAUUAUAUACUGGCGUGACGCAAAACAAAACGGUCAAUGCCAGCACAUUAAAACCUUUAAAUCGCUUAAACACGUUGGAGGUGCGAGGUUCCGAUCAGGGCGGUAUACGUUUCAUACUCGAUAUCCCGUUAAGUUUCGUGCAACAUGCCAAUUUUGAGUUCAUUACGCUAUUUGGUUCGGACACAUAUAAGAGGCCACAAAAUACUGUUCAUCCCAAGGAUGUAUUUGACUAUAAACCCAACAUUGAGCUUAUGAAUGAUUUCGAUUUCACCAGUAACGGUAAUAGAGGUAAAGAGGAUCAAACAUUUUUGGUAGACUUACAGCAAAAAGCCGAGCGUGAUGAAUUGGAAAUCAUUCCAUAUGAAGUCUACCGUGAAGAGGUUAAGAAGGCGCGUAUGCCCAUUUUCUACGGUUGGCAGCAUUUGGAAGUGCUACGCAUUCAUUCGUGUGGUUUUCGUGAUCUCUCUUGGGAAAUGUUCUUAGGUCUAGAUAAUUUACAACAUUUGUCAUUGGAGCGCAAUGAUAUCGUUGAGUUGCAACCAUUUUCCCUUUCGGGUGCUACACAAUUGAAAACCUUAUCGCUCGCGCAUAAUCUUAUAAAAAAUUUGCAUUAUCGCGAUUUGGCCGGUCUGUUCAAAUUGCAAGUAUUGGACUUAACUGGCAAUCGUUUAAGCAAAUUAACGGAAUUAAGUUUUCCCCCAUUACCGAAUUUGAAAAGUAUUGAUUUCCGUGAUAAUCCCAUACGUUAUAUAUUUCCGGCCACGUUUUGGAUAAUGAAUCGAACACAAGAAAUGUUUUUCGGCUCUAAGGAAGCACCUCUAGAAUUAUGGGGUAAUGUACCUUUCAAGGCUUUACAUCAUUUAAAAGCAUUGCACAUCUCUAAUGUAUCGAUAGAUAGUUUGGACCAAAAUAUAUUUAAGGAUUUGUUGUCUUUGGAAAUAUUAAGAUUGCAUGGCGAAAUACGUUCCGUGGAAUUCGAUGCCUUUUCUGAUCUUUCCAAUCUUAAAGAAUUGGAUGUAAGCAAUUGCCAAUUAAGAGAUAUUUCUAUGGAUGCCUUAAUGGGUUGCAAAUAUUUGCAUGCUAUUAAUUUGGGAUAUAACAAUCUUUCCAAUAUACCACCGGGCCUAUUUGACGAUCAAUUUAGUCUGGAAGAGAUUUAUCUGAACAAUAAUCAAUUGAAGUCCUUGCCAAACUCUCUAUUCCAACAGAGGAAAUUGAAACUUUUACGUCUCAAUAAUAACCCUUGGAAAUGUAAUUGUGAAAUGUCGACAUGGAAAGCGAAAAUCACCAAUCAGGAGAAGGGUACGAAUAUUGAACGUUGCAUAAGUGACUAUUUAACAGGAAAAAAGUUAUCUUGUCGCAAAGUGGACGGCUAUAAAUUUAAUCAUAAAUACGCACCAAGAUGUGAAAACUUUAAAGGUCGUAGUGUAUACUACGUGUUGCGGAAACAAAUGCAAUGCGGCCCAAUUAGGAUUAUGCGUUUACAUCGAAAUGGAACUACAACUCAACGAAUACCGCAUUGGCGCAAACUGCAAGAGCGGCGGCAAUUGUAUAAAGAUCGUUUGAAUAGCAAGAAUGCAAAUAGCAAUCAAUUGUUGUGGCAACUGGAGAAGAACACGAAAAUCAGAAAUAAUGAUUUAAAAAAAUCUUUUGAGCAACAAGCAAUUAUUUAUAAUUCCGGUCAGUCUAGUAAACCAAUAGCAGAAAAUACAGUAAUAACAACAACAGUAAUAUCAAUUCUUGAAGGAGAAAUAUCAAACGAUAUAUAAUAUAUAUAAUCAUAACACAAUAAGAGUUUUCUUUUCUUAAGUAGUAUAGGAGUGUAUUUUUAAGGAAAACUAUCAGUUUUUUCUCAAUGCGUAAAUUUGCAUAUGUUAAGUAAUUAAGUAAAUCAUUUAUACAUAUAAAGUUUAUGUUAAAUAUCAUUGUAAUGGGCAAAUUAAUCGCACUUUCACAGUCAUACGCAAUAUAUAAGGACAAAUGUCA